AAAAUGAUGUUGAGUCUAAAGUGUUAAAUAGAUAUCGCUGUUUUAGUCAGGGUACUUCUGCUCUGGUUUAAAAGUAUCAUAUUUCAUAACACCCUCAUGUUAUGCAGACCUGCAAUUCCCCGUGUGCAGUGCACUGUGCACUCAAUGACCUUUCUUGUGUGUGAUAAAACAGGACUACCUUUAGGAUGAGCUCCUCCUGGUCUACGUCAGGGUCUUCAUCGACGUAUCCAGCUUCUACCUGCUUCUAACAGUGGAAGCAAAGGACAGGCACCUAAAGCCCAUAGUGGCCGUGUGGGAUGAGGAGGCUUUGGAGCGAGAGUCAUCUGAAGUGUUUGCAGCACAAAUCCAACAAUGAGUUGUUUGGAAGGAAUCGGUGACAGUGGCUAACCGCAAGCCUUGCAACUGGUAAUUCAGACUGGGAAAAUACGUUUUGAACGGUCAUCCAAUUCGGAAUUGUAAAUCUUUUUCUUUGAUGACAAAAUUUGCCAACGAAGGACCGCCGCUCACAACAAGUGUGAUGUUUUGGGACAUCUGUGCUCCCAGACCAUGGCCGACCAGAGGAAGGCAGAGGAGAAACCCCUGGAGAAUCCUCACAGAGUUCCCAACACCUUCAAACACCUCAACCUGGAAACCACGAUUCAGGGUUUCCCUGCCUAAGAUCAAUACCGACGCAGAGUACAGCCCUUUGAAAUUCAGCCUGCGAGACAACACCUGUGACAACCAUACAGGUAGAAAUGCAGCAGAUGGGGCCACGGUGGAGAGCAUCAGAAGCUUUAAGUUCUUCAGUGUGCACAUUACUAAGGACCUGAAAUGGUCCCUUCACACCGACAGCAUGGCGCUACAGCGCCUACUUCAACCUCAGGAGGCUGAAGAAGUUUGGCCCCUAAGACCCUCACAAUUCUCUACAGAUGCACCAUUGAGAGCAUUCUGUUGGGUUGUAUCAUCACAUGGUAUGGGAACUGGUACAGCCCAACGCAUCAUCGGGGGCACACUGUCUGCCCUCCAGGACUUCUACAGCACCCGGUGUCAUAGGAAAGCCAAGAAAAUCAUCAAGGACCUCAGCCACCUGAGCCAUGGUCUGUUCGACCCACUACCAUCUAGAGACAGUACAUGUGCAUCAAAGCUUGGACAGAGAGACUGAGAAACAGCUUCUAUCUCCAGACCAUCAGACUGUUAAACAGUCAUCACUAGUCAGCCUCCGCCCAGUACCCUGCCCUGAACCUUAGAGACUGUCACUAACCAGCUACUACCUGGUACACUACACUGAACCUUAGAGACUGUCACUAACCAGCUACUACCUGGUACACUACACUGAACCUUAGAGACUGUCACUAACCAGCUACUACCUGGUACACUAAACUGAACCUUAGAGACUGUCACUAACCAGCUACUACCUGGUACACUACACUGAACCUUAGAGACUGUCACUAACCAGCUACUACCUGGUACACUACACUGAACCUUAGAGACUGUCACUAACCAGCUACUACCUGGUACACUACACUGAACCUUAGAGACUGUCACUAACCAGCUACUACCUGGUACACUACACUGAACCUUAGAGACUGUCACUAACCAGCUACUACCUGGUACACUACACUGAACCUUAGAGACUGUCACUAACCAGCUACUACCUGGUACACUAAACUGAACCUUAGAGACUGCUGCCCUAUGAGCCAUUGAACACUGGUCACGUAACAAUGUUUACAUACUGUUUUACCCACUUAAUUUGUACUGUAUACAUACUGCAAUGUGAUGUCAUUACUCAAAACGUUUGAGGAAACCUGUUGCACUUAAUAUAUCUGAGUACAGUUACUUAAAGGGAUUUUUUAGUCUUUACUCAAACCGAUAGAGUCACUGUGACCCAGUAGGGGGUCCAGAUUUGAGUUGUAUAAGCUUGAAAAAAAUACACCCCCACUAAUUCACACGUUCAAUAUAAUUUCCCAGUGAGCCUUUUUGAGUCAAUUGUAGAAUUACCACCCAUGCCUGUAUUUGUUAGUGACGGAGAGAUAGUUGUUGAAUAAAAAAAAUUCAGUCCUGUGGCCUUCAAGUGAGUUUCUAGGUGAUUGUGAUCAUUAUAAUUGAUAUGGUCCUUAUUUUGAGGCCUAAUACAGUGGACUGAAAAUCAUGGUUUACAGGCCACAUCUGGCCUGCAAGUAGUGUUGCAAAACUCUGUUAACUUUCCCAAAAAAUCGUGCUUGAGGCCUCCCAGGUGGCGCAGUAGUCUAAAGCACUGCAUUGCAGUGCUAGCUGUGCCACCAGAGACUCUGGGGUCGA
Molecule: messenger RNA, 2277 nt
Organism: Oncorhynchus tshawytscha (Chinook salmon)
Lineage: Eukaryota; Metazoa; Chordata; Actinopteri; Salmoniformes; Salmonidae
Product: dynein axonemal intermediate chain 3
Exons: 5
Coding region: 473-1141 (222 amino acids)
Source: RefSeq, a predicted model, not a curated record